CUGGGGGGGGGCAGAAGGCCAGGGCCCCCCCAGAAAUCCAGCAUCUGGGGGUGUAUUUUGUCCCACCCCUACCUCCUGGCCCGCACCCCUCGGCUUUGUCUUGACUAAAGCUACGUGCAAACCAAGGGCGGGUUUUCACGGCCAGCCAACUCCAGGGAGCCCCGGCGCUGUCAGGCCUGGGCGGACACGGCCCCGGAGCCAGCGGGGGCAGACGGAGGCCGAGCUCCAUCCGCUGAGGCAGCCGGGGCCCGCGCCCCCCCCAGGCCGCCCCAGGCGCUUUCUCCGUCCGUCGCCGGCCGGCUCGGCGUCCGGGGGGCCCCCUGGCCCCGCAGCAGCAGCGGGAGCGGAGCCAGUCGGGCGGCUGGAGAACCGCGGGCAGCGGCCGCGCUCGGAACCCAAGUGCGGGCUGUGGGGGGGCGCCGCCGCCGCCGCCGCCGCCGCCGCACCCGGGGCCGGGAGAGCGGCCGGGCCUCGCUGCCGGGGCAACGGGAGCGGCCUGUAGGAGGAGACAAGGUGAUGUUGGUUACAUCUGAUGUUAUGAAGUGAUUCCAGCUCAGCCAAUCCAUCAUUUUUGCUGUAUUCCUCCAGUUCCUUCCCCUUCUACCUUCUAUGCCCGCUGUGGCUGAAGCUUCACUUAACACCAAGAUAUUAGUAUUCCACUUCGGUGACCAUCCGGAUUGAAUACUCAGUGCUUUGAAGAGGAGUAGAUGGACUCAGGCCAGAGCUGCAGCACUACUCUUUCAGAUUAUUCUGAGGAUACAUUUGAAUUCUUCAGUGAGGAGGAGGAGGAGGAGGAAGCCUGCAGGCAAUAUGAGAGUGAACCGUUUGAAUCUUAUUAUUCCACAGUGGAGUCGGAGUGGCCUGCUGCUGUGUCAGAUAUAUCUGAAAGCGUAUGGCAGUCAGCAAGCCAGGAUGAUGAAGGUGAUCAGUCUGAGUUGUCAGAGUCUGCAAAUAUAGAAAAAGAGUUGACUGGAAAAUGGAUCAGCCGUCUCAAAAAUAAAGAAGAUAACACUAAGCAAGGCAAAUCUAUCAUCAAAACACAUACAGAAAUUACUGAAGUAUCAGAUGAAGAAUUGGAUGCCCUGCAGUCUUUUUGCACCAUUAAAAUAAGCCAGAUCCAUCAUCAGUUGAACUCUAAGCAGUCAAACAGCAGCAAACAUAAAGAUCUGCAGCAUGGAUUCACUUCAGAGAAGCCUGUGACAGGUGACUUGAAGUGUACUAUUCCUGAUCAGCUAGUGAACAGAAUCCAUCUGAAAAAUAUCAGUGAGACAAUGAAACAGCUGACAGAAACUAAACUACACCAGCCUUCUCAAUGCCAUGAUUGUAAGAAAAAAUGGACAAAACUGGCCAAGAAUACCUUUCUCAGACAAAAGAAGACUUUAGUGGAGAAAGCUUUACUCCAAGAUAAAUUAGAAGAACAGAUUUAUGUCAAAGACUCGCUCACACUUAUAGGAGAAAUACACAAAAACCUCCCCAAGCUUUCAGAGGAUCCAAGGAGCAUAUGGCAAAGACUGAAUGAGAGAGGUCAGAAAGUGUAGGGCCUGGUUGUGAUGAGCAUUAAUGAAAGAAUGUAAGAGCUGGCAAAAAUCUUCUGGUGACACUCAUGUGCCUAAUGCCUCCUAAUGAGAACUGUUUUGUUAGGACAAACUGAUCAGUGGGUAAAUAUCCUUGCAGGUAGAACCAGAUAUUCACAGAGCACAAGAUUCCAACCGACAGUCCUGCUAUGUGUCCUUCCCGAAUGCAAAAGCUGCAAUACAGUGUCAUCCAACCAAAUACAUUUUUCAAAUUAUGGAAGCUGACAUUUUUUUAUUAUUAUUCUGACAAGGAAUAACUAUUGUUUUUCUGGGUUUGCUUAUGGGAUUUCAGAGCAGCUCACUGCUUCUUCCAUCUGUACAAAAAAUAGAUGGUUCUGUUUUUCUGGGUGGGGAGGUGUAAUUAUUGGGCUUCAGCUCAAUCUUUGCCUUCUGCCUCCUGUUAAAUUGAAAGCUAGAGCCCCAGGUGGAGGAGAGAAAGAGACGGUUGCAGAGUAACUGUAAAAGGAAUAAAAUGAAACUGGGCAUUUAUAGAACUGGAAUAAUGAAAAUGUGAACUGAAAUAAAUCAGUAACCCUGAGGAUGCCAAUAGGACAAGAAAUGGCAUUAAAUUAAUCAUAGAACCUGUCUGGGGUGGAUGUUUAGAAAGAGAAGGAAAACAAAAUACAGAAUAAAACUGGAAUAAAAUAUCAAUUAAGAUAA
This is a messenger RNA of Chelonia mydas (Green sea turtle), 2234 nucleotides long. It is a transcript of the gene C9H8orf48, whose product is annotated as chromosome 9 C8orf48 homolog. Bases 708 to 1538 code for a protein of 276 amino acids. The record is from RefSeq and is a predicted model, not a curated record. NCBI's taxonomy places the organism in Eukaryota, Metazoa, Chordata, Testudines, Cheloniidae. The transcript is spliced from 7 exons.